Archocentrus centrarchus (flier cichlid) is the source of this 1868-nucleotide messenger RNA. Its product is annotated as microtubule-associated protein RP/EB family member 3-like. Gene Ontology annotation, molecular function: microtubule binding. The record is from RefSeq and is a predicted model, not a curated record. NCBI's taxonomy places the organism in Eukaryota, Metazoa, Chordata, Actinopteri, Cichliformes, Cichlidae. Bases 385 to 1167 code for a protein of 260 amino acids. The transcript is spliced from 8 exons.
GGCCUUCCACAGGGCCCAGUCUGUGCUGUCUGACCGUCUCUGUGACUCUUUCACGGGAUUAAGUCUCCAGCCGUCCCGUAGGUGACAGCCAGCCGCUCGCUGGUAACGUGCGUGUGUGUAUUAUCGAAAAGGCCUCCAGAGGGGGGUAACGUUAGCUUGGAAAAGUCGCGUUUUCAGUUACUCUCGGAUGUGUUCUAAGUUAGCUGGUACAAGUGUGAGGAAAUUAAAUAAGCUGGAGAAAUGGGCUUAUUUAAAACAACAGAAGCCAAACACCCACGGAACCCCACCACCAGCGGUGGUCACGACAAGGUCUUUCUAUAAGGUGGUCAAGCACAACCCAGUUCUUAACAGUACACACCAACACACACCCAGCACAACAGGAGGAUGGCGGUGAAUGUCUACUCCACCUCUAUGACCAUAGAGAACCUGAGUCGCCAUGACAUGCUGGCAUGGGUCAAUGACUCUCUACAGCUCAGCUACACAAAGAUCGAGCAGCUGUGUUCAGGCUCUGCUUAUUGCCAGUUCAUGGACAUGCUGUUUCCAGGCUGCAUAUUGCUGAAGAAGGUCAAGUUCAACGCAAAACUGGAGCACGAAUACAUCCACAAUUUCAAGGUCUUACAGGCUGCAUUCAAGAGAAUGAGUGUGGACAAGAUCAUCCCUGUGGAGAAGUUGGUGAAGGGGAAGUUCCAGGACAACUUUGAGUUCCUUCAGUGGUUUAAGAAGUUUUUCGACGCCAACUAUGACGGGAAAGAAUACGACCCCCUGCUGACACGGCAGGGCCAGGAAGGAACGCCGCCUCCGCCUAAUCCAGGUCCCAUGAGAACAUCUCCCACAGCACCAAAGAGUGUCCCCACCCCACAGAGGCAGAUAGCAGCAGCAGCCCGGAGGAACCCUCCUGUGACACGUAAUGGAGGAGAUGCUGAGCUCAUAGAGCUCAACCAGCAGGUGCUCGACCUGAAGAUGACCAUAGACGGGCUGGAGAAGGAGAGGGACUUCUACUUUGGGAAGCUGAGAGACAUUGAGCUCAUCUGUCAGGAGCACGAAAGUGAAAACAACCCAGUCCUCAGCAAAAUCAUAGACAUACUGUAUGCUACAGAGGAGGGAUUUGCACCACCAGAAGAUGAGGAAAUUGAUGAAGGAGCACGGGGAAACCAGGAGGAGUACUGAGCUCUUCCUCUCCUCUUUAUCACCGUCAUCACCACUCAACCUCUCAUCCUUUAAUCUGACCAUAAUUGUCAUUUUUGCCCCCCCUUUUUUUUCUCCUCUAAUUAGUUUAACAUUUUGCAGACUCCCUUACUUCUCCCCUCUUAUCCACGGCUGUCCAUCUCCAUGACAUCUUUGUAGUACAGCCUAGCUUCCUUCCCAGACUCUUACAAGCAAAGGACAUUUAACCCAGACCGGUCUGGACUCGGACCCAGCAGCCUGGCUUGGCUUACUUGAUUUGUUCUAACCCAACAGGACAGCUGCACUGCGGGGCUUCUCCAUCCUGCUGGUGUGUCGCAGGUUUACGGAUAACAGCAGUGAGAUUUUAGGGAUGCAGCACUGGAGUGCUAUGAAUCUGUCUGAGGAGGCAGGUCACUUUCUCCCAUCGUGCACUCUGAUUGUUGACCACACAUGGACACACACGUUGAUCAGGGUUCUCUGCUGAGUUUAUAUAUGAAACCACACAAUGUUUUCCACAUAAUGUGAUCAGUUUUAGGAGAUUUUGGCAGGAAGUGUCUCAAACUGAGAUUAUAAAAAGGCAUUUAGCCUCUCCAGAGAGUGGCCUAUGUGCCAAAUAUGGUGACACAUGUGAACGUUUAGCCCACAGACAUAUCACAGACUUUGAACUGCUCACAUGUACGACAUAAAAAAAAAAAAAAAAGAAA